CUCUUCUCUGCCUCUGUUCACGCUCACACGCACGAGCCCACAUAGAAAGCUGAGACGCGUUGCGCGCUCUCGGGCGCAGAGCGCGCAACAAGCGGGACCAGCGGAUGGAAAGAGAGAGAGAGAGAAGAGAGAGGAGGACGGAUGCAAGGCGAGGCCAGGAGUGAGGAAACCUUAUCUCUCCUGCUUUUCCAGCUGUUGUCUUUGUCUCUCUCUCUCUCUCUUUUUUUUUUUUAAUUCCCAGGAUGAUUUUAUAAAGCAUUUUUUUUGUUUUCCCUUUUAAAGCAAGAAAACAGACGUGAGAAAAUCUCAACGUCCGUCCUGAUGUGUCGCCGCGUUUCAUCACAAUUGGUCAGAGAUGCGGGAAGAGGCUCCUGUCGCGUCGAUGCUGUUUUCCGUUAAAAAAACAAAGACGUGCUCGAUGAACGACGUCGGACACAUGACAGGCGACAACAGCCUGGCUCGGUGAAGAGAAGAAGAGGAAGAGGAGGACGAGAAGGGGCGGGGGGUGGCUCGACAUCGACGGAUGGACGCAAAGCAACCGCGGGUUUGUGCAAUAAUUUGCGCCUAAUUACUGUUCGUGGCGGCUGAUCGGGGAGCUAUUUUUGCCCAGUUCUUUCUGACAUCCAUCCGUCCGUCCAUCCAUCCAUCCCGGAGCUGUAAGGCCUACAUAGCCCCGCAUUAUCUCUGGACAUGAAACCCGUGGGAAUUAUGAUACCGACGUGACGCACAGUCACACAUCCACGCACACCCACACACCUACACACACACACACACACACACGCACACACACACGCAGCACAGCGCGGCGGGGAAGACAUCGAGGGUGUGCGGUCCACACCGAUCACAGGAAGGGAGGACGCCCAGUUGUUGUUUGACAAAUCGCGCUAAUGACUGUUGUUUAGAGCCAAGCGGAUUGGGCCCAACAUAUUUUUUUAUUUUUAUUUAUUUUUUAUUAUUAUUAUUUUUAAUGCACUGGAGGCAGCGGAGCGGGAGGCGGGCAGGAGAGUACAGCGGGUGAGGGAGUGGAGGGACGGGAUGCGGGAGACGCAGUGAGCGCGGAGGAGGAGGAGGAGGAAGAAGAAGAAGCAGAAGAAGAAGAGGGGAACCAGGAGGAUUGACGGGUCUCAAAUUGCAGCUGCUGGUGUGAAGUCCCAGCUCUUCCUGCUCAGCAUGGCUGUGUCCCUGUGGUGCAUGGCAGUGGGUGUUCUCACCCUGGCUCAAGUCGCCCCCUCUGGUCAAGCCAUGUCUCGGGCCGCCAUGCCGUUCGGGCUGCUGCGCAGGGAGUUGGCGUGCGAGGGCUACCCCAUAGAGCUGCGCUGCCCAGGAAGUGAUGUUGUGAUGGUGGAGACAGCCAAUUACGGACGCACCGACGACAAGAUCUGUGACGCAGACCCCUUCCAGAUGGAGAACACGCAGUGUUACCUUCCUGAUGCCCUAAAGAUCAUGUCCCAGAGAUGUAACAACCGGACUCAGUGUGUGGUGGUCGCGGGGGUCGACGUCUUCCCAGACCCCUGCCCCGGAACGUACAAGUACCUGGAGAUCCAGUACGAGUGCGUCCCUUACAAAGUGGACCAAAAAGUUUUCGUGUGCCCCGGCUCGCUUCUCAGCAUCCAGCCGGACUCCUCUCUCCUGGAGGCGGAGCAUCAGUCCGGGGCCUGGUGCAAAGACCCCCUUCAGGCCGGAGACAGGCUGUACGUCAUGCCGUGGACGCCGUACAGAACGGAGGUCCUGUAUGAGUACGCCUCGUGGGACGACCUCCGACAGAACAGAGUCACCACCACCUACAAGUUGCCGAGUCGUGUGGACGGCACGGGUUUUGUGGUGUACGACGGAGCUGUGUUUUACAACAAGGAGCGAACUCGCAACCUGGUCAAAUACGACCUGCGCACUCGCAUCAAGAGCGGCGAGGCAGUGGUGGUCAACGCCAAUUACCAUGACACCUCUCCUUACCGCUGGGGAGGAAAGUCGGACAUCGAUCUGGCGGUGGACGAGAACGGGCUCUGGGUUAUCUACUCCACGGAGGCCAAUAACGGACGCAUCGUGGUCAGCCAGGUGAACCCGUACACGCUGCGCUUCGAGGGCACCUGGGCGACGGGCUUCGACAAACGCGGCGCCAGCAACGCCUUCAUGGCCUGCGGCGUGCUCUACGCGGUGCGCUCCGUCUUCCAGGACGACGAGGGCCAGGCGGACAGCCGCGCCAGCAGCAACAUGGUGGUGUACGCCUACGACACCAGUCGGGGUCAGGAGCUGCCCGUCCAGAUACCGUUCCCCAACCCGUACCAGUACAUCUCCUCCAUCGACUACAAUCCCAGAGACAACCAGCUGUACGUGUGGAACAACUACUACAUGCUGCGCUACCCUCUGAGUUUCACACCGCCACCACCAACUAAAGGUCCCCUGUCCUCUCUGAUGACCACUGUGCGGUCCUACACGGCUACGGUCGCUCUCACCCCGGUGCGCCCGUCGGCCUCGCACCCGAUCGGCGUCAUCAACAGGGGUCCGAUCACAGCCAUGGUCCCGCUGACCCCGCGGCCUCCGCUGCGGGUCCCCCUGGCCCCCGGCGGGCCCGGUCAGGUCGGCGGAUGCGAGGGCCGCGUUGCGCGAGGAGUUCAGUGGCCUCCGACUCUGAAGGGAGAGACGGUGGAGCGGCCCUGCCCUAAGGGGUCUCUGGGAAUCGCCUCCUAUCAGUGCAUGUCGUCUCCGGUGGGCUGGAACUCCCAAGGGCCUGACCUUUCCAACUGCACCUCUCCCUGGGUCAGCCAAAUCGCUCAGAAGAUCAAGAGCGGAGAAAACGCGGCCAACAUCGCCGGGGAGCUGGUCAACCUGACCCGCGGCCGGAUCUACGCCGGCGACAUCAGCAUGUCGGUCCGGCUAAUUGAGCAGCUCUUGGACAUCCUGGACUCUCAGCUGCAGGCCCUGAGACCAGCCAACAAAGAGUCAGCCGCACGCAAUUACAACAAGCUGCAGAAGAGAGAGCGAACGUGCAAAGCAUAUGUUCAGGCUGUGGUUCAGAUAGCCGAUAACCUGCUGGGUCCUGAAGCCCUGGUGUCCUGGGCAGACAUGAGCAACCUUGACCAGUCCCGCUCUGCAUCGCUGCUGUUGGACGCGGUCGAGAAAGGAGCGUUUCUGUUGGCGAACAAUCUCUACGAGGGCCGUUUCAGUGACAGAGCGCCUAAUGUCGAUCUGGAAGUGUAUGUACUAAAUACUGAGGCUGACAUACAGGACUUGACUUUCCCACACUCGUAUGACAGCGACAGCAUCCUGCAGAUAUCGGCGCAGGCUCUGCAGCAGUACAGCAACAACGGUCAGGUGAAGUUGGUCCUUUCCCUCUUCAAGAACCUGGGCCCCUUCCUCACCACCCAGAACUCAACUUUGCGUCUGGGACUGGGACUUGCCCAAGGCCAAGAGCCCCGGCGCAGGAGCCUGGUGGUCAACUCCCAUGUCAUCUCUGCCUCUGUGCACAGAGGCACCAACCGGGUGUACCUCACAGCGCCGGCGAUCUUCACUCUCAGACAUCUCCAGCUGGAAAAUCACUUUGGUCCCAACUGUUCUUUCUGGAACGCUUCGGGGGUUUCUGGCAGCGGCAGGUGGUCCACGCAGGGCUGCCGCCUGCUGCACACAAACAACACGCACACGACUUGUGCGUGCAACCAUCUGUCCAGCUAUGCGGUCCUCAUGACUUACCAGCAACCAGUUUUCGGCGCCGGUGUGGAGGAGCUUCUGGUCUACGUGGUUUCCUGGGUCGGCAUCGCCGUUGCUCUUGUGUGUUUGGCUACCUGCCUUAUCACCCUCUGCUGCCAGGGGGCGCCCUGGCACACUGACCACAGCACCAUUCACUGCAACCUGUGGGCCAACCUGCUCAUCACAGAACUCAUCUUCCUUAUCGGUGCCAACAAGACUAAGUAUACGGUCCUCUGCUCCAUCACCGCUGGGCUGCUGCACUUUUCGCUGCUGUCCGUGUUCUGCUGGUUGUGCCUGGAGGCAGUGGAGCUGUACCUUCUGCAGAGGGAAGUGUUCGAGGGACGCAACUCCAGGAGGAAGUAUUUUUACCUCUGCGGCUACUCUGUGCCCGGGCUGGUGGUGGCCGUGUCGGCAGCCAUCGACUUCAGAGGAUACGGUUCAAAAACGGCGUGCUGGCUGCGCACAGAUAACUACUUCAUCUGGAGUUUCCUCGGACCUGUAGCUGUCAUCAUUACGUUGAACCUGGUUGUCUUGGUGAUGACCCUACACAAGAUGCACAGCACUGCUGCACUCAAGCCCGACUCCAGUCGCCACGACAACCUCCGGGCCUGGGCCGUGGGCUCCCUGACUCUCCUAUUCCUGCUGAGCGUCACCUGGUCCUCGGGCUUGAUGUUCCUGUCGGGUCCGUCUCUCCUGCUGGCUUACCUCUUCACCUCCCUCAACACAGCCCAGGCGCUCCUCAUCACCAUCCUCCACUGCACGCUCGCCAGAAAGGGUCAGAAGGAUUACGGCCGAUGCCUGCGUCUCUCCCAGUGCUGCGCCACGUCCUCCUCCAGCUCUCCGGACUCGGUGAAAGGCGCGGCGCUUCGCUCCAACAGCCGCUACACCAGCAGCCAGAGCCGGAGAGCUACGGCGAACAGACAGAGCCGCAUCAGGAGGAUGUGGAACGACACGGUUCGCAGGCAGACCGAGUCCUCCUUCAUCGCCGCAGAUGUUAACAAUACUCCGACUCUUAACAGAGCUGCUUUGGGAAACCAUUUUCUGACGAACCAAAUGCUGCAAACUCAUGCUGGAGCUUCUCCCUAUGACACGAUGCUGGCGCAGGGAUACAAUCAGCCCUUCACUUCCACUGUAGGAACCUUCAGAAACAAACAGAAGGGCGGAGUGUCACAGAGCCAGGAAUCCUGCGCCUUGGACAGUGUUUGUCUCAAUGGAGGCUACACCCCAAACACCUUCACCCUUCAUGGUCUGGGUACAACGCCCGGGUCCCGAGCGGGAGUAGUGGGCAGCGCCGACCUCCUCAGGGAGGGGGGUGUUGGGCUUGGAGGUGAUGACGUCUCGCCGGGGCUCCUCACGCCGCACAGCUCGACAGAUCUCAACAGCGGAGCCGGAAUGCGUCGUAAUCUGUCCGAUGCGGUGGCUCUGGAGAAGAUGAUCAUCUCGGAGCUGGUGCAGAGCAACCUGCGCCCCUCCGUUCCCAUGCCCGUUCCGCCCGAGCGCUAUGGGAGCCUGGCGAGGCCGCAUCACCACGAGAGGCCAGCUCUUACUCACACCGCUACGUUAACCCGCCACCCGCAGCCCUCGCAAGAGGGCUGGUCUGCCACGGUGCAGCCGAGCUCCCGGCAGAACGCGCAAGAGGGCUGGGCACAUGCAAGGCCGCCCGCACAGGACGCCGAGGCAAAUGCCGCCACACGGGGUCAAGAGCAUGGCACCACGCCUCGCUUACAAGAUGACUGGUCACACGGACGCAUUUCUGGAGAUUCCGACACCCAGGAGUUACUCAAAGACGGAGACCGCUCACAGCUGCAAGGUACUCUGGGCAGGCGUGGACACCAGGAAAGGCAGCCGGCUCGACCACCAGAUGUCCAAGCUCGGCCUUAUUCUACCCUAAGCCGCACCCCGGGUACCUUGUCCCGCCACCGCAGCACGGCGGAGUCUACUGGAGGGGCAGAGCGAGACAGGGAUCGCUAUCGAGACAGACCUCUCCCUCCCCCUCCUCCCCCACCACCACAGGAGUCAGAGUCGCUGUACAAGGCUCUGGAAGAGCCACUGCUUAUGAAGCAGAGAGAAGCGGUUGUAGAGGCAUGGAGAGGUGGCCAGGACAGGGAAAAGGAGGAGACAUUUCUGCUGAACAGAGACGGAAUGUCUGACGACUGGAGAGGAGGAACCGAGAGGGGAAGAGACGAGUCUUUUACCUCUCAUAAGCGAGAUGGCACGAUGGAUGAGUGGAGGGCUGGCAUCGAGAGAGGCAGGGAGGAAUCUAAAAUGCUCGAGAAGAGAGACGGACGACUCGAGCUGUGGCGAGCAGGGGAGACAGAGCAGGGGGAGACUUUUAUCACUCAGAAGAAAGACUUUGGUAUGGAUGGUUGGAGAAGUGAGGUAGAAAGAGAGUCGGACGAAUCCUUUUUCCUGAAGGACAGAGAUGGGUGGAGGGCAGGGAUCGAACGAGAGAGCGAGAAACAGAAGGACAGAGCUCUGGAUGUUUGGAGAGGCGGGAUAGAUUUGGACAGGGAGGAGUCUUUCUCAUUCGAAAACAAAGAUGGAGGCCUAGACGGGAGGAUGAGAGGGAAAGACAGAGGGUCUCUGCGGUAUCAUGGCGAGCGACAGGAUUCAGACAGCUUCACCCUACCUUUAACGCCCGAUCUCGACUUGGACCCAGACUCCUCGCCCAUCUACACACGGGAUUCGAACCCGUCCCCUCUAUACCCUGGAGACCGCCGCUCUCCGCCACUGAACAUCUUCUCCCGAAACUCUCCGCCGACAAACAUCUUCGUGCCACGAGAAGACAACUCGCCGCCGGGUAAACUCUACUCCCGCCACUCUCCGCAGGUGUACAGCCGCAGCGGCUCCCCUCCCCGCUUUUACACCCGCACCUCUCCGCCGACUCACAUGUACCCAGACAGCAGCCCCGAAGGCCCAGAAGAAGUCAGCCCUACCAGUGGGCAUCAGCCCCAGCGGCCCACUCUGGAGCUGCCCUACAGCCUGGGGCGCCCGCCGUUAGGCCCACGGCCCAAUCACUUGCAGACCUUCUACCAGCCCCCGCCACUGGCUUCAAACGGAGAGACAGGGUACGCGGCAGAGCCCACUUCUGAGGGAGACGACGGACAGAUGCAGCGGGUGACGAGCCUGUGACUAGGGCGGUGGUGAUUGGGGUAUAGAUACCAGGGAGGAGGAGGAGGAUGUUGACAAUUUCAACAAAGUGAAGACCAAAAAGAUGGAAUCUAAGAUUAUGCUUUAGAAAAAUAACAAUGUUGGACUUCUUUAACAAUUCUGGCAUUUUACAUGAUGGCUCCUCCCUGCUUCUACGCCCCAAUCACCACGAGAUUCUCCCCCUUCCCCGUGUUUUGUUACUUUUGUACGACUGUGAUCCAUUUAUAGCUGCUUCUCCUCCUGCUGCUCCCCUCUUCUGUCUUUCCCGAAACGCCCUUGUGUCUUCCCAUAUCAUUGGUGCUUUCCUUAAUCCGUCCUCGUCGCCUAGGUUUUGCUUCAUCGGCUGGGUGUUGCCCCUCCCUGUAGCAAACAGUGUGUCAAAGAAGCACUUGUGUGUUGCCAAAACAAAACAAAAAAAAGAAAUCCUUUCAAAGAACUCGUGCAUGACUUUAUAGUGGCUUUGCAAGGCUACAUACUGUAGGAGGACGCGCUGAGUGAGUGUGCAUAGCUUGAUGAGCAUGUGUGUCUGUAAGGAUGGGUAUAUGUGCGUAUGACAGAGAAAGUAUGUGUAUAUAAUACAUUAUUGAAUAUUUAAUGUAUCACAUUGAAGCAUUUUAUCAAUACCGACUGGAGGAGCUGGCCGUCUCUCUCCUCCUCCUGAUUUUGACUCGACCCAUUUCACAUCAAGACCAAAAAACUUUUGUUCCCCCCAGAGCUGCCGCGAACUGCCCCGUGGAGGAACUCGCUGACCGCAGAGCUGGAGAUUGUGUAAAACCUGAGAGAUUUUCUGCAAACCCCUCCUGAGAUCCUUGUACAUAUCGACCUCAAGUGUUCUGAUUGUCUUGUAUUGCUAUUGAAGUUCAAGUAAACAUGUGAAAUAAAUGUUCCUGUUUUUCUGUUUGUGUGCACAAAGAGAGAUGGAGGCAUUCAGAGAAAUGAUCGAAAUUUUUGUUAAUAAUUAAUCGAGGAUAAUUUUAAAAAAUGAUCUUCUGAUGAUGAUGUUCUUUUCAGAAACCCUGGAUAGCACAUGAUGAAUUAGAAAAUAUAGUUAUGUACAUUUUAGAGUGGAUAAAUAAAUGCUACUUUAUACAUCUACUGUGGAAUCUGGGUCGAUUUGCCCCCUUUGCCAAUUCAUGCCUUGAUUUCAUCUGUGCAUGUUGCCAGUUUCUACCUGUAAACCGAACAUGUAUUAUCCAUCUGUUUACCCGUUUUAUAUCACUUUGUCUCUUGGUAGUUAAAGGGAUAGUUCAUAAUGACUGGAGUGGGGUUCUGUUAUGAGGCUGAUAUCUUACCUGCAGUCAGUAAUUUAGCUUAAAUCCAGUUGGACCCAGGGUCUAAUGCCGCCACCAUGUCCAAAAGGAUCCAAGGCCAAAAUGGACUCCAGCCCGUUUCAGAAACGGUACAGACGUUUAUGUAUAAACUGUUGUGUUUGCAUUGAGAGUUUAUUUAUGAAGAAGUCAAAAGAGUAUAGACCUGGGAAAUGGAGGUAGGGGGUGGCAAUUUGGGAUUUCUAUGUGAAGCAGAUUUUAGGAGUGCAUUCACACCAGUCCUUUUUAGUCCGUUUUCAUCAAACUCUAGUUUGUUUGCCUAGAAAGCCCGGUUUGUUUGGAGAGGCGUGAAUGUGCAAUCGAACUCUGAUACACCUACAACUUAGGUCUCGUUUUUGAUAAAUGUGAACUCUGGUGCAGUUUGAAUGCACAUGUGGACAUAAACGGACCGGAGACCGCUUCAAAGGCGGGAAGCGGACUGUGCAUUCUGGGUAAACACAACAUAAACAAACGCAUUAGUUUAGCGCAAGCGAAAGAAAAGGCUUGUGGUCUCCUACCAAAGACAAAAGAGAAAUACUCUUAACUAAAACUUCACUUUUGUGUACAUUUUGAGAAGAAGGAAGCUGUGCUUGUCGUCUUGUUCAGAGACUUUCGUGUCGUUUCCUUCAGUAGUUCUUGGCGCAGCGCCACCACAGGUGAGGAGGUGAACAAGAUUUUCAAAGGUUUUUGGUUUGUUUGAGACACUGUAGUGUUAAAGCCACCUGCACAAGCUGAAAAUGUAACAAAUGUUGCAAUUUUAGUCCCCAGUCCAGCCCAGUCUACCAGGUUAUCAGAUGUGAAAGCACUUCUGGUCAGAGUUACUAUCUGAUAGAACAACAUGGCAAUGAUGAAUAAACUGUAUUUUUGCUUAUCACCCCUCUUUAUCAGGCAAGAAACAAGAUAUUUCACUCAGAAAUAUUUCACACAGGCGGAUUAUUAGUGGUGUGGUGCUUCUUCUACGCUGAUUGUUGCACAGUUUCCUGUGUAACAAUCAGCCAUUUCUCUGAAUAUAUCUACUGAAUGCAAAUGGCCUAAAUGAUUAUAAAGCGGUGUUUGCAUAUAUCUCUGUCAUGUUCUUAAUGUGUUCUGAGACGACAGACGUCUUUGGUCUCGGCCUUUCUCUGAUGAGCUGUUAGCUUAAUCUUUGUGAUCAGAUAAUCUGGAUUUAUACUAAAUGAUAGUAAUCUGACACAGGUAAGACAUUAACCCUUUAGAGCAUUUUUUAACAAAACCUCACUUUAAAAUUUCAGUUUGAAUAAGUAUUUUUGAUCAAUAAGAGAUGAAUAAUGAUUAAAUUGGACAAGUCUUACCUAUUUAAUUUAUUGUAUACAAUUUUUUUUUUUAAUUCUUUAUAUUAUACCCUAAUUUCAUUCAUUGUGUGUCUGGUUCUCAUUCGGACCAGUUGACCCAUGAAAUGAGACAUUAUGACUCCUUAUCAAAUCAAAACUAAUUAUGACUGUAAGAUAUUAAUGGCCAAACUGAGGGCAAAGGUCACCAAGGCAGAUACAAACUGAUGGUCGAUACGAGGCGUUCAAUGGCACACUGCUCUUUUACGGACCCAAAAUAUCCGAUCAACCGAAACGUAAAACCAGGAAAGUAUGAAAUGGUGAAGGGAUCUCAUGGCUGACGGUCUCUGCUGUGUGGCAUUUAGGACAACGACUCUGACAUAUUGCAACAUCUCUGUACAAAACAUGAAACGGCUGCAAAACAGUGCAAAAGUCUUAGGUCAUCCUGUAUUUCCACUCUAAGACUCUAAAGAAAAGUCACUUCUUCAGGCUUUCUACAAGUCUUUUAAAUAUUUUCUUUGGAGUCCACUCAUUUCCUGUGCGGUGCUAGUACCUGACCACAGCAGCACGUAAUAAAAUGUUUUCUUUGAAAAAUUAGGAAAAUGCAGAUAAAAAGUUUCUAUGAUCAGAAAAAAGGAGAUGCAUUGUCUUCUAGUUGAUUGAUUACUUGUUGCCAAGAUCUCAGUUUUGUUUGUGUUAAACUGUUUAACCUGUUUUUUUUGUUUGUCGUUUUUUUUUCAUUUUUAGAAAAUAAAGGAAUGGGAACAUCUGAGUUCCUGUGCCUCUUGUAGCAAAGUGAAAACGUUUCAUCACUGGUUCUUUGCUACUUCUUAAGUAGACACAAAACCAGUUUCGCCCAUGAAUUUUGAAAGCUUUUUGGGUGCAGAGGUCAAACAAAUAUCCUUUUAGAUGUUGACAGAUAUUGGGGCUGUUACUCUGUGAAAAAGAAAAUCUUUAAAAGACCUGAAGAAAUAGAAAGAAAUAUUGAUUAAAGCCAUUUUUUACUUAAGAACUGAGGGAUAACUUAAUGACUUUUGCACCAAACUGUACAGAAACCAAGAGAUAAAAAAAGAAAAUUGUUGCUGAAAACAUCCAACGAAUCACUGGUGCGGAUCUUUUUAAUGAAGAUAAAAUUAUCAAUUUGAAAUGAUUAUAGAGCAGCAGUGCAGAACGCAUUCAGUGACAAAUCACUUUAACUGGAAGUUUUAUCAAAAGGAUAACUUUACAAGUUCGAUCGUUGUACAUGAUCAUUACAUUUCUGAGAAAAUUUGAAAAUAUGGAAAAACGACAUUUUCACAGGCAAUAUAAGUAUAAAGAAACUGGUACAUGUGACAAUGUAGCCAUAUUUUGAAGUAAGAGGCGAUGAAAUCAGAGACACCUUGUUCCUGAAACUCCAGUGAUGGAGUUGAUGAGAUUCAUUUUAGGCAGCAGAGAAGAACUCGGUGAAACGAUGAGUUCAGAUAGUUCUGCUGAGAAGAAAGAUUAACUACAAAACUUAAUUUAAAAAUGACUGUGUAUGAUUUUAAUGACAGGAAUAAAGAUUGUAUUACUUCUCUUGAUCAAAUAAAGAUUUUUUUACUAUUAAUUUA
Xiphophorus couchianus (Monterrey platyfish) is the source of this 11013-nucleotide messenger RNA. RefSeq names its product adhesion G protein-coupled receptor L1 (gene adgrl1b). Bases 1171 to 6813 code for a protein of 1880 amino acids. Gene Ontology annotation, cellular component: membrane. Gene Ontology annotation, molecular function: G protein-coupled receptor activity; carbohydrate binding. The transcript is spliced from 26 exons. Lineage: Eukaryota; Metazoa; Chordata; Actinopteri; Cyprinodontiformes; Poeciliidae. Gene Ontology annotation, biological process: cell surface receptor signaling pathway; G protein-coupled receptor signaling pathway. The record is from RefSeq and is a predicted model, not a curated record.